UUUUUUUAUUGGAAGGCUGACCGAUAAAAAAUCGUAAAAAAUUCCAUUAACAAGCGCAAGGAAAAGUAUUGAUGUAUUUUUUCAUUAAAGAUUAAAAAGGGAAAUUGUAUCCUACUGUGAAGCGUCGUAAAAUCAAGGGCUGUUGAAUUUUAAUGCAGUGAAAAUGUUUUAUUGAAUUCUCGAGUUGUACAUUUUGUUCGUGAAGAAAUGUAUGAAAAAUAGGGACUGACAGAUUUAUGGUAUUAAUAUUGCAGUAGACACUUUGUUCUCCUGGUGGUGAAAAUGAUAUCUGUGUUCGAGGACUUCAGAUUCAAUUCUGCUGCUGGUGGAGUCAUUAAUUGAUUGUAUCCAUGUACUUAUGUCGAUUAUUGCUGAUAAUAUACAAAUACAAUUCCAUAUUUUACGAUAUACUUUAAUUACAGUGACAUUUCGACCUGACACUUUCCGGUUUACCCCCCCGGUCAUUCGUAAAUGCCGGCUGUUACACCAAAUAGUUAUAUCGAUAGUAAAUCGACCGAGUAGUUACACCGAUGGUUAAACUCGAGAUAAUUGAAUUUUUAAUUGAAUGGCGGGCUCGCUGUCGUUCACUAGUUAUUGACACUUCAACGUUCGGACCUCGACGCAGGCAAUUGCACAUAAUAUCGUUGAACUUUUUAAAGCUCCCAGCCAAUCGACUCUAGUGAUUGAAAAUGCAGUUCUCGAUUUAUCGCUGGGCGUUCUUCGGUGUCUUCAGUAAGAUCUUUAUGGAGACUACUGCCACAAUGGAAAGAAUAUCUAGUCGAAAAUGUCAAGAGUACGCAGAGUUGGUCUAUACCAGUGAGUUGGCCCCGGUCCUGAGGAUUGGGGCAACUUCAAAUAUCGUAUCUCACUGUGGAAUCGUCGAUACCCCCCUGAUCGUCGGCGGAGUGCAGGCGAAACACCGGGAAUUUCCCCACCAGGCCAUCAUUGGCUACGGCGACGAGGUUCACUGGCAGUGCGGGGGUUCAGUUAUAUCGGAAAAUUAUAUUCUCACUGCGGCUCACUGCAUCGACUCUCGCAAUAGAGGACGUGCGUCGAAGGUUCGAGUUGGUCUUACUGACCUGAGAGAUCCCGAUCACCGCAUGCAGGAGAGGAACGUCAUUGAAACAAUUGUCCAUCCUGAUUACCACGUCCCCUCCAGAUAUAAUGACAUUGCCCUGAUCAAGCUCGACGAGCCCCUGACCUUCAACGCUGAAGUGAGACCGGCGUGUCUGGAGAUUAAUCCGACGUCGACGGGAAAGUUCAUCGCCAGUGGAUUCGGAAAGACGUCGUACGAGGCGAUUGUUGGCAGCGAUCAGCUGAUGAAGGUGACAUUAGACCACGUGACAUCCGAGGAGUGCGGAAAAAUGUUUGAGAGUGAAGUUGGAGGGAGACGGAUGACAGAAGGACUCGCUCCAAGUCAAAUAUGCGCCGGGGUAAUGGCAGGAGGCCACGACACGUGUCAAGUAUGUCACACCUGGUGUUCCCUUUUUCCUGAACUAAUGACGAAUUUCUUCAUCAGGGAGACAGCGGAGGACCGCUCCAACGAGUCCUGACCGAGCCUUAUUGUAUGUACAGUUUAGUUGGAAUAACGAGUUUUGGUAAAUUUUGCGCUUUUCAAAAUUCUCCCGCGGUCUACACUCGCGUGAGUUCGUACCUCGAUUGGAUCGAGAAA
Molecule: messenger RNA, 1672 nt
Organism: Diachasmimorpha longicaudata
Lineage: Eukaryota; Metazoa; Arthropoda; Insecta; Hymenoptera; Braconidae
Product: serine protease snake-like
Exons: 5
Coding region: 690-1553 (287 amino acids)
Biological process (GO): proteolysis
Molecular function (GO): serine-type endopeptidase activity
Source: RefSeq, a predicted model, not a curated record